This is a messenger RNA of Tyto alba (common barn owl), 1568 nucleotides long. RefSeq names its product 2-oxoglutarate and iron dependent oxygenase domain containing 2 (gene OGFOD2). The transcript is spliced from 7 exons. NCBI's taxonomy places the organism in Eukaryota, Metazoa, Chordata, Aves, Strigiformes, Tytonidae. Bases 99 to 1148 code for a protein of 349 amino acids. Gene Ontology annotation, molecular function: iron ion binding; oxidoreductase activity, acting on paired donors, with incorporation or reduction of molecular oxygen; L-ascorbic acid binding. The record is from RefSeq and is a predicted model, not a curated record.
GGGCCCUCGCUCACGCCAGCUCGGUGGGAAGCGACGCUCCCCGCCCCGCGGCGGAGCCGUUUGGCGGCGGGACCCGCGUCCGUCCGCCGGCGGGAAACAUGUCGGCGGGCCGCCCGUUCCUGGCCUGCGCCUGCUUCUUCUCCGACAACGUCUUCGUGGGGCGCUACGGGCUGCACGUCCGGUACCGGGACGAGGAGCAGCUCCGACGCGACCACGGGCGGGCGCUGUGGGAGCGGGGCUGUCGGAGCGAGGAGGAGUUCGGAGCCGCGCUGCGGGAGAUUGAGGCAGAAGUGCAGAGAAGAAAACAGUUAAUUCACCAGUCAGUGGAACGCAAAGCCAUCAUCUCAAAGUGCUACAAACAAAAACAUCCAGAAGUGUACCUUCUGCAGGAUUCAUUCCUGGCCCCAGAUUUUCUAGAAAUCGUGAGGUACUGCACAUCACCAGAUGCUCAUCUCCAUGGCCUCCUGCGCUACGUUGAGUCCUUCUCAGAUAAGAGGAUCUAUCGACUCCCAGUGUUCACAGAAGAGUUCUGCCAAGCCUUUGUGGAUGAGCUGGAGAACUUUGAGCAGUCGGAUAUGCCUAAAGGCAGGCCCAACACUAUGAAUAACUAUGGGGUUUUGCUCAAUGAGCUUGGGAUGGAUGAAACUUUCAUCACACCACUGCGUGAAAAAUACCUGCAGCCCAUAACGGCACUGCUUUAUCCUGACUUGGGGGGCACUUGUCUGGACAGCCAUAAAGCUUUUGUUGUCAAGUACUCGCUACAUGAAGAUCUGGAUUUGAGUUCUCACUAUGACAAUGCAGAAAUCACCUUAAACGUUUCACUGGGAAAAGACUUCACAGAAGGCAACUUGUACUUUGGGGAUUUCAGCCAGGAUCCUACCCCUGUGCCAAAGUACAUAGAGAUCGAACAUGUGGGAGCCCAGGGCCUCUUACACCGAGGAGGGCAGAUCCACGGGGCGCUGCCCAUUGCUUCUGGGGAACGGUGGAACCUCAUUAUUUGGAUGAGAUCUUCUGCCAUCCGCAACCGGCUGUGCCCCAUGUGCAACAAGAAACCUGAGCUGGUGGAAUCAGAGGGGUUUGGAGAUGGGUUCACAGAAACCCUUAAAGAUGAUGUGGCCGAGACGGUGAAUCUCUGUUCCUUGUGGUAGCAGACAGGAGAACCUCAUUUCUCCAGAUCACGUUGCCUAAAGCUCCUUUCUGACCUCUCAGACUGCACUAAAAGACUCUUUGAUGGAUGCACGAGUCUUGUAAGAAUUAGCUGUCACCUUGGACAAUGAUGCAAAACCAAUCCUGCUGGGGUUAGGGAAGCCAGCUGCUCCAACAGCUGAAGAAGCCGGUACUCGGCUGCGGCUCACGGUGGGGCUGGAGAGCUGGAGGACUGCUUGGAAGACGUAGAAAGCUGUGACACAUUGAUUCACUGCAAAGGCUCUGUAAAUAUUUUUGGGUGUACAGGGAAAACGCCCAAAGCUGCCUGGCCUUCGUGAAGACCUCUGUGCCAAUGGCAAGCAGUGUGGGUCAUGCUGUAAACGGAAAACAAUGGUACAAUAAAGCCCGGCACUUACCAUUUC